UUAACCGGGUGGCAGCUUGUGAAUCUCUACGAAGACUUAAAGUUCUAUUCUCCUUGAGCGUUUGACGAUCUAGAUUAUCACCAUGUUCAGUUGGCUUUCGGGCGACGAAAGUCGCAAGAAACAACCACACGUGUUUAAUACGGUAGCGGAUGGCUUGAAACAAGUGUACAAGUCGACAAUUCUUCCGUUGGAAGAGCAUUAUAAAUUUCACGAUUUUCAUUCACCGAUGCUCGAUGACCCCGAUUUCUAUGCCAAACCCAUGGUUCUCCUUGUCGGACAAUAUUCUACGGGGAAAACUACUUUUAUAAGGUAUUUAUUAGAACGAGAUUUUCCCGGUAUUAGAAUCGGCCCCGAACCAACGACGGACUGUUUCAUAGCGGUUAUGCAUGGCGAUACGGAAGGAGUUAUUCCGGGAAACGCCCUCGUUGUCGAUCCGAAAAAACAGUUCAGGCCGCUGUCUAGAUUUGGUAAUGCCUUCCUCAAUCGUUUCCAGUGUUCAACGGUUACAAGCCCGGUUAUGGAAAGUAUUACAAUCGUGGAUACGCCAGGUAUUUUGGCAGGAGAGAAACAGCGAGUCGAUCGAGGUUAUGAUUUCACUCACGUUAUGGAAUGGUUUGCUGAACGUGUUGACCGAAUCAUCCUCUUGUUCGAUGCACACAAACUUGAUAUUUCUGACGAAUUUCGUCGGAUUAUUGAAGUGUUACGUGGAAAUGAUGACAAAAUUCGUAUUGUGCUGAACAAAGCUGAUAUGAUUGACCAUCAGCAGUUGAUGAGAGUGUAUGGUGCCUUGAUGUGGUCACUUGGUAAAGUAUUGGCAACACCAGAGGUAUCCCGGGUUUACAUUGGAUCCUUCUGGGACCACCCUCUUCACUUUGACAUGAAUCGCCGACUGUUUGAAGCAGAAGAACAAGACUUGUUUGCUGAUAUCCAGAGCCUACCAAGAAAUGCAGCCCUCAGAAAACUGAAUGAUUUGAUAAAGAGAGCAAGAUUGGCCAAGGUACAUGCAUAUAUUAUCAGCCAUCUAAGGAAAGAGAUGCCUUCUAUGUUUGGUAAGGAUUCUAAAAAGAAAGAACUCAUUGCGAAUCUUGGUGAGAUCUAUCGCAAGUUGCAGCGUGAGCAUCAGAUUUCAGCCGGUGACUUCCCACCUCUGCACAGAAUGCAGGAUUUACUGAAAGAGCAUGAUUUCAGUAAAUUCAAUCAGCUGAAACCCAAGUUGAUUGACAGAGUGGAUCACAUGUUAUCAAAUGACAUGACCCGCCUCAUGCAGAUGAUCCCAACUGAAGAAGCUGUCUCUAGCAAGGAACCAGCAGUUCGUGGUGGUGCAUUCAUAAAUGAUAUCACACCGUUUGGAGCUGGAUACGGUGAAGGAGCCGACUUUGGUAAGAAUGAACACGAAGAAUGGAUUGUCUCAAGAGAUAUUGAAAAAUAUGAAGAUAUUUUCAACUCUCUAAAUCCUGUCAACGGUAAAUUAUCAGGCGUUACUGCCAAGAAACAAAUGGUUCAAUCCAAACUACCUAACACAGUGCUGGGGAAGAUCUGGAAACUUGCAGAUUUAGACAAAGAUGGCAUGUUAGAUUUAGAAGAGUUCUCAUUGGCCCAACAUUUAAUGAAUAUCAAAUUAGAUGGUAAUGAAUUACCUGAUCAAUUGCCAACUCAUCUGAUUCCUCCUUCCAAAAAAGGCUUUACUGCAUAGACAACCUAUAGUAUAGGCACUGCAUUACUGUAUUUAUCAAAAUGAUUUUUCUGAAGGUAUGUUGUACAUUGUUAACUAUUUCACUAAAUUAUGGCAGUGCGUAUGUAAAUUCAGAUGUUGCAUCAUUGUAUUGAAACAUAACUACACACCAACUUUUCCUAAAAGUCAUUUUUCACUGUCUUUGGAAACCAGCUUUUUUUGAAAUUGUUUAAUUCUUGAAACAGGAAAACAAAGCAGGAAAACAACUUUUACUUUCACAGACGAAUUCCUCUUCCUGUGUGUCUGUGAGCUGAUUGUCAAAUAAUGUUGUAUUUCACUGCCUUAGCAAUCAUUCAUUUAUGACGUGUAAUUAUUUAAAUACAUCAUGCGAUAUCUAGUUUUCUGGUAAUGAAGUCUAUAUUCUAAUUAUUUUAUUUGAAUGCUAUAGUUAAACUACAUAUUUUAUACCGUAAACAUUAUAACAAGGAAAUAACCAGUGGUGCUAUUUUUGCAUAACUGUUUGUAAAGUAUAUUAGUGGUAUAAUUAUAAUUAAUUUCAUUAAAACUCAAUAAAAAUAUAGCCUCACCAAGGUAUGUGUAUCAAUAUUUGGCUGACUUCAGCUAAAAUAAAGUCAUCUUAGUUUUGAUUAUGAGGAAAUGCAUACCAUUGAUAUUAAUACAAACCAAUAGUGUCUAUAUGUGCAAAUAAAAUUUGAGGACAAUUAAUGUGAAUAUUUAUUUUCUUUAACUGGUUGGGUUGGGUCUUAUUUAAAGAUGAAAUGACAAAUCACUUUAAUCAUUGUUCACUUUUUUUAUUAUUAUUUUUAUUGUUUUAUCAUAAAUGGGAUAUCUUUAUAUUUUUCCUGCCAUUGAUUUUCACACUGUCUUAUACCUGUAGUUAGAUUACGGUAUAUAUUGUGGUUAAUACCAUCUCAUAGAUAUGGUGCUACAACCCAACACUAGUACAUGCCCAUAGUCCUACACCCCAACACUAGUACAUGCCCAUAGUCCUACACCCCAACACUAGUACAUGCCCAUAGUCCUACACCCCAACACUAGUACAUGCCUGGUUCAUCACUUUACUGACAUCAAUGUCUAUCCAGUGAUGCGGUGACAUCAUCUCAUUUGAUACUAAUUUAACAUGAUGCUUAAUUUUCACUUUCACCAGAAAAUCCAGUCUUGAAUGGCCUGAGUGGCUGUAAUGCAUGGACCGUAUUUGCUUUAUUAGAACUGCAUUUGCCAAAAAGGUGUAUAUAAACAAAAAAUAGCAUCUGUUGUAUACAGAAUUAUUAAAAUAUUACUUAUUUUGACAAUAAAAAGACCAAUGUAAUUUACAUGAGUGCAUGCACUACUAAUAAAGCAAAUAUUGUAUGUGUCUUUGACAAUGUGUGCCUGGUAUGCUAUCUUCUCCUAUGUAAUUGCUAAUAUAUAUCACACCAUCUCUUGUAUUCAACAGUAGUAAUUUUUACUUACAUUAGUGAGUGGAGCAGCUUUAAUUAACAUGUGCAUACGAGUAUUGUAACCAAAAUAUUAGUUUAUUCAGUUAAAUGUGGUUACUCCAAAUUCUACUUCACAGAUUCCUAGUAUUGGAGGGGAACUUAGUUUUAGUUUAGAAAGAAUUCUUUUAGAUACUCAGAAUAAGUUCAUUUCUUGUUUUUUCUCAAGAUGUUUUUAUAUCAGCUCACACACAAACCAUGUGAUGAAAGCCCAGAGUGAAUGACUGUGAAUUAGUUGAUUAGUGAUGAACGAGACAACUUAUUGUAUAUACAACAUAGUUUACCACAUAGCUUGCAAAGCAUUUAAUAUAUUAUUUGAUUCUAUAUACAUGUAAUUCAGAGUAGCAAUAAUUUAUUGAAGAUUUUGUUGUCAGAUUUGUUAAAGCAUGAAUCAAAUACAAUUGUACUGUUAUAUUCAAGUACUCAAUUUAGCCACAGCUUUGAACAAAAGCAGUGUAUUAAGUUUGUUUUCUUGUAAACUUCUUUUUUUAAGUUGUUUCUGGUGUAGUGUUUAUGCGCGUUUGUGCUUGAUAAACAAACAUUAGUUAUGUAAUAUUAGAGAAUACGAUUGAAACCAAAGAUAAUGAAUUUGUAUUCGUUUUAACAAUAUAUUGGCAUCCUUGGAUUUGUGGGUGCAAUUGAGUUUAUUUGUAGUAUCGUGGGGUGCUAAACAAAAUAUUAUGUGCCAACAAAAAAAAAUGUUCGUGGUCAAAUUAUUUUUCAAAAACUAAGCGAUGUGGAGAUUUUUUUUUGCAAAACAUUUUGUCAAUAGAGGGCGCUGUACAGUUGCAAAAUUAGUAUGCCUGGAAACAUCAAUGUUUUAUAUCUAUAUGUGGAUUUUUGCAAUCUUAACUAGCAGUUUAUAAAUUCAAAUACUAUGCCUAGGACACUGGUAGCAAUUUUUAUUAUUAUUAACUAUGUUUGACAAUUUUAUGUUUUGUUUUUGUUUGCAAGAUCUCCUCAAUGUUAGUGACUGGCCUUAUUUCUUACUGACGUUUGACCGAUGUAUAUAUUCUAGCUUGUCAUGGAAUUUUUACAUCAUUCAAGCAUAACUAAUAUAUUGUGACAAUGAUACAGUGUAUGUGACUUGCUAAAAUAUAAUGUUUACUUAGAAUGAUGUCAACUGCUUUAUUUUCGUAAUUUUUUUGUGAAUUUCAUGAAAUUUUUAGCAGUGAAAUUUUUCCUGGGGUCCUACAACAGAGUGUCACUGAAUUUUCUUUUCCUGAAUGCCAUGCAAUGCGGAAAUUGCAAACAUUUUUAAUGUUUACAGUUUGGCAAGUAUUUCACUACUUUUUAUUUUUAAUAUUGUAAUGCCUUUAUUAGUGACGUUUAUUGUUUCAGUAGUUUCUAGGAAAUGAAUAAAAUGGAAACCUGUUAAUAGUAAAAUUUCCAGUACAGUCACUGUAUAGCGAGAGCACUUAUCUCCUGUCUUGAUAAGUUGAUUUUUUUUGUUAUUUUUGGUGCAAUUAUAGCAAUGUUUCUGAUUUUACGUCAUGUUUAUGAAUUUCAAUACUGACAAAUAUUUUGAGAUGCAAGUGUUUAAUAUGACAUAACAUUGAAAUGUAUUUAAAAACUAAUUAGAAAAGCAAACAAACUUACAUUUAAAUUGAAUGAAUUUUUGGCAAUUAUAGGAUAAUGCUUCUAUAUUUGUAGCUGAAGUGCGGUUAUAUUACUGUCAGUUUUGUCGCGAGGUAAAGACACAUGUAAAUGUAUAAUUGUUAUGCAAUUUCAUUUUAAGCUAUAUGAAAUAUACUAUAGAAUUUAA
This is a messenger RNA of Saccoglossus kowalevskii, 4933 nucleotides long. Its product is annotated as EH domain-containing protein 1-like. Lineage: Eukaryota; Metazoa; Hemichordata; Enteropneusta; Harrimaniidae. Gene Ontology annotation, biological process: endosomal transport; endocytosis. Gene Ontology annotation, cellular component: cytoplasm; plasma membrane. Gene Ontology annotation, molecular function: protein binding; calcium ion binding; GTP binding. The record is from RefSeq and is a predicted model, not a curated record.